Messenger RNA from Funneliformis mosseae, 178 nucleotides. The record is from the annotation of a GenBank genome assembly. NCBI's taxonomy places the organism in Eukaryota, Fungi, Glomeromycota, Glomeromycetes, Glomerales, Glomeraceae.
CAUUAGCCGAGAAAUCAAUUAUCUAUAUGAUGCUAUGACCAAAUCAUCUGAGUCCAGUACAUCUGAGUCGAGUUCAGCUGAAGAAGCUUAUAUAAUAGAGGAGGAACUCAUGGAAUCAGUUUUUACGCCACUUAACAAAGUAAAAUGUGUGAAGAAAGAUCUGGUAAUAAGAAAGUAA